Molecule: messenger RNA, 527 nt
Organism: Eruca vesicaria subsp. sativa (arugula)
Lineage: Eukaryota; Viridiplantae; Streptophyta; Magnoliopsida; Brassicales; Brassicaceae
Source: the annotation of a GenBank genome assembly
AUGUCGUCGAACACUUCCCCGAUCUUCAGCGACUAUGGCUUCGAUCCCCAAAUCGACUACUUCCAGGUUUUGGAAGAAGCGAGAAAGCACAAGAAAGAAACAUCAACCAUCGACAGUAUUCAUCAAUUCAAGCUCCAAAAACCUAUCUCCAAGGACGAACUGAUACGUACCGCUCUCCACAAGAAGAACAAGAAACAUCGUUGGUUCUUGAAAAACCCUUUGCUCUUCUUCAACUGGCGUAAAUGGCGAAGACGCGACGUUGAGGGAGACAUCAAUGAGUUUAACGAUCGUGACGUUCACAUGGCGAGGGCUAGGAAUUUUCGGGCUGCUUCGAUGUCUGGUCCGGUUUACGUGACGGAGAGCUUGACCGGUUCGAGCACGCCGUACCGAGAGAUAAGACCUCCUUCGUUGACAACGGUGACGCCGGUGGUUCCGUAUCUGAGUCUACGGGAGCUUAACAUGGAGAGGCAGCAGAGAAUCAGUGCCUCUUCUAUGUCUGGUCCUCUUUACUUGGUCACGUGAUAAUA